AUGUUUUUUUUAAAUACCAGAAGUAUUUUAAAAAUAAAUUUUUAGAUAUAAAAACAUACUUUCAUACUAAAAAAAUUUGGACCCAUUUUUUUAUUUGUAAUAUAAAAAUACAUGUAUUUUUUUAAAAAAUUGGAUCUUUAUCUAUUAAAAAAAUAAGAGAACAACAGAUAGAGCACCGGGCGGUCGUAUCAUUAGCCCCGUAUGUAUGCCGGCCCUGUCAGAUACAAUCAUCCAAACAAUUGAUUCGUUUCACCUCAACUCGUGUGAGUGGAAAAUUGAAAGCGUAAUAGGCUAAUAGCCAUGUCCGGCGGUUUUCUGCACACGGCCUGCGAUGCGCGUGGCUCACACGCUCCGACGAAGCAGGGGGAAUCGCAUUCCUACUACUGGAAACGGAUUCAACUUUACGAUUUCGCCCUUCUUUUUAAGUCGAAUUUUCAUUUCAGUUAUAUCUAGUUUAUGUGGGCCUUGAUUGGGCUCACUAGGAUCAAUUUGUAUAUACUAGAUUAAUGAAGCCCAAACUGAAACAUUCGGGAGGAGCUAAAGGUGUGUGUGAUUUUUACGUAAAACUGAAAAGUGAAAAACAUAGGCGCUUGCCGCGCUGCGAAUUGUUCCCGCUUCGCUACUUGGUUUUGAAAAAUAUCUAUAUUUUAAAAAGAAUUGGAUAAUAUUUAUUUUUUCCAACUUAAAUGCAAGUAAUAAUAGUUUAGGUCUUUGUGUUAACACGUUCGUCAUCCACUCUGCGUUGUCGUUACCUAUUCUCCCAUUCCUCCGGCGCAAAUCAGGUGACUGGAAACAUGAAGCGGCCGGAGCCUUCCUCGGAUCUAUCCUUUACCGGAGAGCCCAUCUCAGCUGAAGAAGCUAUGACCAAAUGGCCCUCUCGCUACAGAUCUUCAAAGGCUAGAGUAUCUGCGACAGUGGGAACUCCAAAGGAUGAUGGUGAAGAGAAUCUGGAGCAGGCUAAACGUCAUUACAGCCAAGCUCUUGUGGAUGGAACUCUUUUCAAUCUUGGUGACGAUGUCUACGUUAAAGCUGAGGAUGGGAACCCGAAUUAUAUUGCAAAGAUUGUGGAGUUUUUUGAAGCGAUUGACGGUGAGCCGUACUUUAAAGCUCGAUGGUUCUACAGACCUGAAGAUACGGUUAUCAAAACCCUUGCAAAUGAGGUGCAAGAGAAGAGGGUGUUUCUUUCCAACGUUGAGGAUGAUAACCCCCUCAAUUGCAUUGUCUCCCGCGUUGAUAUUGUCAAAGUUCCAGCCAAGAUUGUUUCCGGAGCCGAGGAGAGAGUUAUACCGCCUUGUGAUUUUUAUUACGAUAUGAAAUAUGAGCUAGCUCACCUGACCUUUUCAACUGCUGCUGAUGAUGGUGAUGCAUCAUCAACAAUUUCAAGUGAAUCUGAUUCCAAUUGCAUUCAGAUUCCCCAGCAGAAGGAUAAAUUCUUGCUUGAUCUAUACAGUGGAUGUGGAGCAAUGUCAACUGGGUUGUGUAUGGGGGCUUCCCUCUCAGGCAUAAAACUGAUUAAGAAAUGGGCAGUGGAUAUCAACAGCUUCGCUUGUGAUAGUUUGAGACUGAAUCAUCCUGAAACUGAGGUGAGAAACGAAGCUGCAGAAGACUUUCUAAAAUUGCUCAUAGAAUGGAGAAAGUUAUGCCAAAAGUUUGGACUUAUUUCAAGUACGGAGGUACUAGAAUCAGAUGGUGAUUCAGAAGAUGAAGAAGAAGAUGGCGAUGAAAAUGAUGAUGCGGAUGGAGAUAGUAGUGGAUCUGAAAUUCCACCUGAAGAGUUCGAGGUGGACAAGUUCCUUGAUAUUUGUUUUGGAAAUCCUAAUGGACUUAAGGCAGAAUCUGCACUUCAUCUUAAGGUGCGUUGGAAAGGUUAUGGUCCUGAUGAAGAUACUUGGGAGCCUUUUGAUGGGUUAAGAAAAUGCAAAGACAAGUUAAAGGAGUUUGUGACAACCGGGUUCAACACUAACCGAUUUCCCCUUCCGGGUGACGUUCAUUUUGUGUGCGGAGGUCCUCCAUGUCAAGGAAUUAGCGGCUUUAACCGUUUCAGAAAUAACAAAGCACCACUUGAAGAUGAAAAGAAUCAGCAGUUGUUGGUGUAUAUGAACAUUAUCGACUAUUUGAAGCCAAAUUAUGUGCUCAUGGAAAACGUUGUCGAUCUUUUAAAGUUUUCAAAGGGGUUUUGUGCCCGUUAUGCUGUUGCUCGUCUAGUUGCGAUGAACUAUCAGACAAGAUUAGGCAUGAUGACAGCGGGUUCUUACGGUGUUCCUCAGGUCAGAAAUAGAGUAUUCCUAUGGGGGGCACAACCAACAGAGAAACUUCCACCUUACCCUUUGCCUACACACGAGACUCUCGCCAAAGGCUUAACCCCUACAGAGUUUGAGGAAAUACAAGUUGGAUAUAGCCAAGGGAAUCUUCUUCAGUUAGAAAAGGCUCUUACUCUUGCAGAUGCAAUAAGCGAUCUCCCACCGGCGACAAAUUAUGAGAAAAACGAUGAAAGGAAAUAUGAUACAAAACCUCAAUCAAACUUUCAGAAGUUCAUACGUCUUUCAAGAGCUGAGUCAAUACUACCCCUGGAUGGUGGAGAUGCUUCAAAGUCAAGAUUGCUGUAUGAUCACCAGCCACUUGAACUAAAUGACGACGACCUUGAACGGGUUUGCCAAAUUGUAAAGAAGAAGGGUGCCAACUUCAGAGAUUUGCCUGGUGUUAUAGUUGAUGAAGACAACAAAGUGAAAUUUGACCCUUCUGUAGAACGACCAAAACUGAAAUCUGGAAAAUUUCUGGUUCCUGAUUAUGCAGUGUCAUUUGUCAAUGGAAAAUCGAAAAAGCCAUUUGGUCGUCUGUGGUGGGACGAGAUUGUUCAUACAGUUGUGACAAGAGCAGAACCUCACAACCAAAUUGUAAUCCAUCCGUUGCAAGAUCGUGUAUUAACAGUCCGUGAGAACGCCAGAAUACAAGGGUUUCCUGAUUUUUAUAAGCUAUGUGGCCCAAUAAAGGAGAAAUACAUCCAGGUUGGGAAUGCGGUGGCUGUCCCUGUAGGGGUUGCGUUAGGAUAUGCUUUCGGGUUGGCAAGUCAAGGGCUUACCGAUAAUCAGCCUGUAAUAAAACUCCCCUUCUUGUAUCCUCAAUGCAUGCAAGGAAAAACUGAAGAGCACUCUGCUUGAGAAGGUUUAAAAGAAAAGUCUGUCUUCUCAUGUCUCACCGAAAGGAAUGCAAGAUUCAAAGGAAGAAGAUGAAUGUCUUGAUUGGUUAAGAGUAUUUUUAUUAGUUUACACUGAAACGUUGUUGUGUGUACUAAAUGAGUAAUGACCAUGUGGGUCUUAUUGAACCAAACAAAAAUUGUGGUUACUAGCAGAUUCUAUGUCAGAACAGUUUGUGACGUUUUUUUUUUCAAACUUAAAAAUGAACCAUUGAUAUUUGUUA
Molecule: messenger RNA, 3417 nt
Organism: Brassica napus (rape)
Lineage: Eukaryota; Viridiplantae; Streptophyta; Magnoliopsida; Brassicales; Brassicaceae
Product: putative DNA (cytosine-5)-methyltransferase CMT1
Exons: 20
Coding region: 795-3158 (787 amino acids)
Cellular component (GO): nucleus
Molecular function (GO): methyltransferase activity; chromatin binding
Source: RefSeq, a predicted model, not a curated record